AUGAGUUCCGAACGCAGAAUUAGUCAGCCUUAUCCUCCCUUUCAUACGGUCCACCCAUCUCCAGCUCUUACUUCUCAACCUUUACCUGUUCACCGAUUAUUCUCCCAUGCUUCACCAUCUAGAACAGGGCCGAUUGCUGCAGGAACGCAUUCAAGACCAUCAUUCUUUGACCAACGGGAUAUCCCGCAGUACACUCCAGAUGAGAGACCCUCGACCCCAUCCAUUUUAGAUCACCCAUACCUCGACCCCUCACCAUUCACUCAGGAUCAACUCAUCCAAGUCAGACUACCAUACACUUCGAGCUCGCCGAAUCGAGGCGUCAAUAGUAAAGAUUAUCAGUUCCCUCGCGAACACCAUGAUCCAGUCAACCAGCGCGAUUCAAAGGACCAUUUUAUUUCGGUGGAAUCAGUCGAUACCCAUACAACUCUUUCUUCUUUCGCUUUCUCACCCUUCUCCCCUGUCAUUCAGCAUCGUUCGCCCUCGGAUCCUGUCGCUCGCCGGGCUGAGUCAGAGGAACACACUUCAACCGCCAACAAUAUGGGUCAAGCGAUCCGAAAAUUCGGAUCCGCUUUUACCGCUGAAAAGGCUGACGCCACGACCGACUUCAAGCAUGAACCCAGCCAGGACUUAAUCUCCACACACUCAACCCAUUCCACGCACUUUGCGUCCGCUCAGCAGCAUCGUUCAGCCGAUUCGACCUCCACCACCGAAUCCGCCUCGCUUCCAACAGUUGAGUGGCCUAGACGCCCUUCGUCCCUCUAUCAACCGAUCGAGCUUGUACCUCUCCACGAGCCCCAAGCUGCUCGAUACGAUACCACGUCACUCCUCCGCGAUGCAUCUAUCGCGUCUGCCGAUCCACUGUCCGACACUCGAUAUGCUCAGACGCGACCUACGACAGCUCCUCCCACUCCACCCUUCGGUACAUCCAAGACCAAAGAGUUCUCCCUUGAUCCACCACCAUACACCGACGGGGACAUCCCCUUGCCAGAGCCAUACAACUCUGCUUACCCUCAUCCCCUCUCAGCUUACGCAUCCCUAGGUGUCAACGAAGAGACUCGCAAGCGAAGCGGAUACGAUCAAGCUCUUUGGGAAUUGUUCAAUACCAACCCUGCAAAACUCAGAGGCACAAUCCUGUCUGAAGCUGGACGAGAUGAUCUCCUCCCUCCGGCAUUGACAAUGCUCAUAUUCCCCGGUGAAGGGAAUGGGAUCCCGGAGCGGCUUUGGAGUCGAUUCGAAUCGUUCGGCGCCGCUCGUGUGCCCGUCGGAGUGGCAGGUAUGCCGCAACAUGGUCUUUCCAGUGCCACGUCAAAUUCUGGUAUGCUUCCUCCUCGACUCGCAUCACUUUCUCCAUCGGGAACCUUACCCUCCGUCUCAUCAACGAUCUCGGCAUACGGCAAUUUGUCUGCACAUCCUUCCCUCGCCUCGUCUCAGACUCGACCGUUUGACUCGCCUGGAGUCUACACUCCUACUGGGUCUAUCUCCAUAAAAGGCGAUGAUUAUUUCAGUACCCCUCAAAAGGACACUCGACAGAAUGCAUCGGUGAUCAGCAUGGCGACUCCUCCAUCCACCCGUCGAUUCUCAGCAAAUCUUGGACCAUCGAGUCCUGCAACUCCGAGUGCGAGCAUUGCUUCCCUCACAUAUAAACGAGUGCAAUCGAGAAACUCGGCAGACAUCUCGCCUCUCUCGACGAAGAAUACCGCAUCUCCUGCAUCCUACCAAUCGAUCUAUUACAAGACGGAGCUCUGCCGUGCAUGGCAUGAGGUCGGCCAUUGCCGAUAUGGUGAAGCCUGCCAAUUCGCUCAUGGGGUCCAUGAACUCCGAGUGCCAUUCGAGAGCACCGUUCCUCCUUUGACUCCCCCUCCUGAACCUCACAAACCGCUCUACAAUCAGAGUGAGACCCAUCGCGAGUCGCCCAUCCAGACCUCUGCGAUGGCCAGAUACAAUUCACAGGCACUUCAUGUUGAAGCGUUGCCCCAUCAUCGCCUGGACAUGCGCAGAGCCUCGGCACCCUUGUCGACUGUCGACGAACGACACGAACUUGAAUCGUCGCUUUUCAGCUCUGACAUCGCUCCGAUAGGUUCUGGAGGAUCGACGAAGCGAUCUAAAGAGGUCACAGUCAUCCCUCGCAACGGUCGUUCGCCGGACUUGGCAACUGUGGCGGAAUGGUUCUCUACUCGAGCCAAGCAGGAAUCUGUCAAUGUCUCAUUGGACGGUAUGGGCGUCGUCGGCUUAGGUCAACGAUUUGCUCAAGGCUCAACACCUCAGGCUAAUUCUCAAACUCCUGCUCGACGAUCUGAACCGAGACUUCGACUCGAUAUUCCCCUCAACACGAAUCACAACAACCUCGCGUCGAGAACCUUCGCGUCCACCGCCGCGACGGAUCAAGCGUCGACUCAGAGUACCUCCAACAUGUUGGGAUCGUCUCUUUCCGGAUCCAUCUCCACAUCUCUCUCGUCCACCUCUCAGAUGCUUCCUACGCCGUUGACAGCAUCCUCCAAUUGGAUCCAAAAUGGUCUCGGCGUGGACGUCGCGGCAUACAGUCCGUCGACCUCGUUCUCCGAUAGCGUGUUGAAUUCUGGAUCCCUUGGUUCAGCGGUAGGCAAGAGAAUGGCUAGAGAGCUUCAACAAGACUCUCAGGAUGUAUCCGGCGUCCAAUCCCUCCCGACCGACGGACAGGAUCGACCCUCCAAAAGCAGUCUUUCGUCGACGACUUGGGACUUUUCGACUGGUAACUCUAUUUGGUGCUAG
Molecule: messenger RNA, 2748 nt
Organism: Kockovaella imperatae
Lineage: Eukaryota; Fungi; Basidiomycota; Tremellomycetes; Tremellales; Cuniculitremaceae
Exons: 4
Coding region: 1-2748 (915 amino acids)
Molecular function (GO): metal ion binding
Source: RefSeq, a predicted model, not a curated record